AUGGACAGCUCAAUGCGGGUCGAAUCGGAGAGAAACAGGUCAGAGAGAAACAGGUCCGAGGGAGACAAGCCAGAAGGGAAAGAACAGAGGGUGGAUGCGGGCCAAAGCUUAGGUGCCCAGACCAAAGGCACAGACGUACGGGAUCGCGAUUGUGGUCGGGAUUUGCGGAGAGGCGGGCUGGCUGCAAAAGGUGAAAAAGCUGAUAGCAAAAGUAGGGUCUGUAAGAGCGAGGCGUUAGUGGAGGACGCCGUGGAGGGUAGAGUGUGUGAGCCGGUUCCGAACAGACCAAUAGACUUGUCGCUGCAGCCAUCUCCGAGUGAGCAAGGGAGUCCGAGUGAGCAAGGGAGUCCGAGUGAGCAAGGGAGUCCGAGUGAGCAAGGGAGUCCGAGUGAGCAAGGGAGUCCGAGUGAGCAAGGGAGUCCGAGUCUAUCUCCGAAAGAGGUUCGGCGUCUGUUGAACGCAGGCAAGCUAUGCAUCCAUAACGUGAUUGGCUAUUUUAAGGCGAACAGCAUUGAUUUGCGCGACUUGCUUCCAAUCAUCACGCUCCCGGACCAACGGAGGUCCCACAUUAAUGCGGUGAUUCAUGGGCUUCGUUCGGUAAUGUUUGGUGCACCGUUAAGUCUGGCGAAAUGGCGGGAAAUGGAUGAGCGUUUGCUCGACAAGAAUCUCAGGUCACCAGAAAGUCUGAUUUACAAAAUUGUGAGGGCCUCGAACAAGUCCGGCCGAAUUGAAACGCGAGGAGGUGAUUAUUAUGUUCGUGACCUGUUGACGGACUUCGUGGACUAUCUCCAUGAGGAGGGGCUUUCCAAAUCGCCAGCUGAACUGCUGGAUUGGGUCUCUCUGUCCAAAUUUCCUUUCUUAGACUUGCAGAACGCUGACGACUGUGACGAUAUUGACGACUAUGUUGGCGACGAUGUUAACGACGAUGUUGACGACUAUGUUGGCGACGAUGUUGGCGACUAUGUUAACGACUCCUCCUCCCCCCACCGGGCGGAGAAGCCUAGCUGCCUUUACCGCAACAUCCAGACAAAAGUUUGUCUUAAGGAUAUCUUGGACAACGUGCAGAGGCACGAUGUAGGGGAUUGCCGAGCGGUCGAGUGUUUCAAUUACCAUGUUGUAUGUGGCCAGCAAUCUGUUGUCCACGAACAUAGCCCAAGUAGUCCCGAACAUGGCAUAGAAUUAGGGGGGUCGAAUCUCCAACACGUCUUUGACGCUCCUGAAGGUUAUUCUGUUCGGGCGAUAAUUAUGAGUCUUCCAAGAAAGGAUAACACAGGACUUGACUACCUGACGCUUCGGAGACUCGGUUCUCGGAAUUAUGUUAUCACAGGCGAGCGAGCCAUUCCUCUUGGAGAUUGCCUGCCCAAUGGGAUUGUUGAAACUGUGAUAUACGCCCGUAACCAUUUAUAA
This is a messenger RNA of Gregarina niphandrodes, 1407 nucleotides long. RefSeq lists its product as hypothetical. The transcript has a single exon. The record is from RefSeq and is a predicted model, not a curated record. NCBI's taxonomy places the organism in Eukaryota, Apicomplexa, Conoidasida, Eugregarinorida, Gregarinidae. The coding region runs from base 1 to 1407 and encodes 468 amino acids.